GCAGGACAGAGAGGAGGCACUGAAGAGGGGCCAGUUCUUCCUCAGCAGUCGCCUGGGAGGCCUGGUCUAGUAUCAUUGGGGGAACCACACACAUCCUAGACUGGACUGUUCCGGGCAUCCAGUGUUGGACUAGCAACAGAGAAAAUGGCUGGGGUCGGUGGCGAUCGGAAGGGGAAAAAAGACGACAAUGGGAUCGGCGGCGCCAUCGACUUUGUGCUGUCCAACGCCAAGCUGGUGCUGGGAGUCGGGGGGGCAGCUAUGCUGGGCAUCGCCACGCUGGCCGUGAAGAGGAUGUAUGACCGAGCUAUAAGUGCUCCCACCAGCCCAACCAAGAUGGACCAAUUGGGUAAGAGGAGCUGGGAGGAGCCUAGCUGGUUGGGGUCGUCACCACGGUUACUGAACUCCGACAUGAAGUCGACGGUCAGUCGGUCGCUGCAGACCCUGCCCACGUCCUCGAGCGCCUUUGAGCCAGACUACAGACGGCGGCGGCCGGCGAGAGGCUCCGCCUCCGGUCAGGCGGAGCUGCGGCACGCCCGCAUGCGGCUCUCGCUGCAGGAGCAGCUGUGGUCUUUCUACAGGCGGCGCGUGGCCAUUCCCAGCGAGGAGCAGGCCACCGCACGCAGAGCUGCGCUGGACAUCUGCGCCGAGCUGCGUGCCUUCCUGCGUGCCAAGAUGCCCGACAUGCCACUGCGGGAGAUGUACCUCAGUGGCAGCCUGUAUGACGACCUGCAGGUGGUGACCGCUGACCAUGCACAGCUGAUGGUCCCCUUGGUCCUUGAGAAGAACCUGUGGUCUCCGGUCCCGGGGGAAGAUACCAUCAUGAAUGUGCCUGGCUUCUGGCUGGUCCGCCGGGAGAACCUGGAGUACUUCCCCCGGGGUAGCAGCUACUGGGACCGCUGCGUCGUCGGGGGCUACCUGUCCCCUAAGGCCGUGCUGGAGACGUUCGAGAAGCUGGUGGCAGGCUCCAUCAACUGGCCGGCCAUCGGCAGCGUGCUGGACUACGUCAUCCGGCCGGUGGUGCCCACGGAGACGCUGAGUCUCGAGGUGCAGUACGAGACCGACCGGCGGCUCUAUGUGGACUUCCUGCCAUUGCUGGUCAUGGAGGACGGCGUCUCGCUCAUCGCCAAGCCGCACCGCUGGGCUGAGCGCCACGAGAACCUCUGGCGGCAGAGCUUCCGGGCGGCGGAGACGGCCAAACUGCGUGCCCUCGACCAGGAGGAUGCCGGUUGCCGCUGCCUGUGCCUCAAGGUGGCCAAGGCCGUGUGCCGGCUGAACCCGGCCCUGUGCCGCCUCUCGUCCAGCCAACUGACCAACGCUCUAUUGCUGCUCAGCGAGGCCGACGGCGACUGGACUCAGGAUGCGCUGGCUGACCGCUUCCUGGAGCUGCUGCGCGCAUUAGUGGGACACCUAGAGGCUGGGAGGCUACCCUGUGCCCUCAGUCCCAAGGUCAACCUCUUCUGCGAGCUGACUGCUGAGGAGGUGGACGAAUUGGGCUACACGCUCUACUGCGCUUUGUCCAACCCCGAGACCCUGCUGAGGACCGCUUAAGCUGGGGCUGCCAUUAGCCAGCAUCAAGCUAACUGCUGGUCCUGCGUACGGUCUUGUGAAGGCCUCACGCCCUGUGGCCUCACACCCUGACCCAAUAGCGCCGUGUGGUAAUAUGCCUCACUCUUCGGUUUCCUUUGCCCUCAGUCCCUUGACUCUUCUGUCAGUCUUCCGUUGGCCUGAUGAAGAAGGAUCCUCUCACAGCCCCUCUGUCGAGACGUGUGAUUGGCUCCUCCGCUGGAAUUACACACCCAACCAAUAAAAUCAAAUAUAUGAAUGAUUUUCACUUUUAUUCUGUUUGGAUUUUCCUCCUUUAUGCCUGGGAUCCUCUUCUCCAUCCUCCACCUGCAACGAGGAGGUAGGAUGAUUUACUCGUGACCUAGCAGGACUUUAUGUCUCAGGGCGUCGUGUUCAGAGGGCCCCCAUUGCAGGGGGGAGGUCAGGAGAGUAAAGCCAUGUGUCUGCAGUCUGUCACCUGGGCUCCCUCGCAGAGCCAUGUCCGACAUGCACAGAAAUUGUGUGUGUGGGCGUGUCUCUGCCCUGCCAGUUUGCGCCUUCCCUCUCCAGCUCUGAUUUCCUAGAUUUCCACAUGAUCCCUGACCCGCGUAGCGAAACAGUGUUUGUCUUCAGUGUGUGUCGAUAGCAGUGUUUUCUCUCUGCUGUUAGUCUCGCCGGGUGUCACGUUCCCAUAUAUCUUGACACCGCGUUGCUGACGAAGCUUGACAACCAGACAAAAAGAAACAGUAAAGCUGAUAGAGGUGUGAGUGGGUGGGCGAUUGUUUUACCUGAGGUGGGCUACAGUGUUUUUUUUUUUUUUUCUUGGGCGGAACCAGGAUUUAUUUUAAAACCAAAUAGACCAUGGAGAUUUGCGUGAGAAUCAUCUCUUUGGUGGGGGGGGGGUUCAGGAAGGUACGAGGUCUUUGUGUGUGUGUGUGUGUGUGUGUGUGUGUGCGUGCGUGCGAAGAGAGAUAAGGAGACAGAAGAGGAUGUUUGUGGUCAGCGGUGAGAUUCUGCACUUGUGAAACGGCGAUCCAGCAAGGCCCGCCAUGCUGGCUGUGAGACCCGGCCCGGCCCGCCGUGCUGGCUGUGAGGCCUCCAUCAUCUAACCGUUUGCACGCAGGCUUCUUGUUAUCCGCACCUCUGACCACUGUGUCUCAUCCUUUCACUAAAGCACUAUAAGAGCUUUUUAUUUACUUUUUAUGGUGACUUUUCUGGCAAGUAAUGAAAUUUAAUAAAGUGUACAAUAAAUCUACAGACUCUAGUAUUUUUCUAUUUAUUGUAUGGAUGUAGCCAGUAUGUCACCAACGUAACCAUGUGGAACUGCGUGACGGGGAAAUUUGCACGAACUCGGACAUGUUUUGAGAACUUGUGUCCUUCGCAGACUUUCUGCUUUUGACUCAUUCUGAUGUGUCUGUGGCCGGAGCUCCAGUCACGUGUCGCCCUGCAUGCUUUUUAUCUGAAGCUUCUUACUGAAGCCCCGAUUCAUUAAUGUCAGGUCAGAACAGCUCUUUGGGGUGCCGGCCUGUAGAGGGCGGUAGCUUCUGUUUGUCCAGCUAGGACAUUUUGAUGACUGCAUGAGACGUGUGUCUUGGUUAAAUGGUCACAUCCUGCUAGCUUCCAGGAAGCCCCAGAGCAGCGAUAAGGGUCACGUGUCAGACUUGCACCGGCCUUUAAAUCUUAGCCUUGUUUUUGUCCUGAAAAUAAAGGUGCUCUUAUGCUGUAGUUUUAAAUAUGUAUACAUUUUUUGGCAAAAACCUCGUCAGCCCACAGAAGCUUGCAGUGUGGUUAAACAUCAACUGUGUUUCUUCAUGUGUUUUUUUGGUAACUAUCCAACAGUCUGUUUUGUUCCAUGAAUGGUCUUUUGAGAGCUGACCCUAACUGUUCUUUGUUUUGGGUUUUUUUGUCGAUUGACGCAGAAAGUCACCUGCCACAGUCAAAUGAGAACCCUGAGCUGUUACAGAAUCUCGAACGCGCCUGUCAUGGGACCCCUAGGGCAGACAGGAGUGACUGUGUGAAACGCAUACAGGGGAGUAUAGUUCUUUGUGACCUCGGCCUGCUCUGGGCCUUUAGACUUAGUUUCCAUGGUUAUAGUUUCCUGUCCACAUCGGGCCAUCGCCUACAGGAAGUACAUGUUUCAAAGAACCACGGAUUGUGUUUUGUUUCUCUGUGAUUUAUUAAAAGAGAUCAAGUCGG
This is a messenger RNA of Brienomyrus brachyistius, 3738 nucleotides long. It is a transcript of the gene mief1, whose product is annotated as mitochondrial elongation factor 1. Gene Ontology annotation, biological process: positive regulation of mitochondrial fission; mitochondrion organization. NCBI's taxonomy places the organism in Eukaryota, Metazoa, Chordata, Actinopteri, Osteoglossiformes, Mormyridae. The transcript is spliced from 5 exons. Gene Ontology annotation, cellular component: mitochondrial outer membrane. The record is from RefSeq and is a predicted model, not a curated record. Bases 145 to 1548 code for a protein of 467 amino acids.